This is a messenger RNA of Didymella exigua CBS 183.55, 999 nucleotides long. RefSeq names its product V-type ATPase. The record is from RefSeq and is a predicted model, not a curated record. The transcript has 4 exons. Bases 237 to 674 code for a protein of 145 amino acids. Gene Ontology annotation, molecular function: proton-transporting ATPase activity, rotational mechanism. Gene Ontology annotation, biological process: proton transmembrane transport. Lineage: Eukaryota; Fungi; Ascomycota; Dothideomycetes; Pleosporales; Didymellaceae. Gene Ontology annotation, cellular component: proton-transporting V-type ATPase, V0 domain.
CAUCAACGAUCAAGAUCAUCUCCUCGACCACCCGCUGAUCCAUUACAUAUCCGCCAAAAUGGUUUCGGAGGCUUGCCCUGUCUAUGCCGUAAGUUCGCGACGACGCCUCUCCUUCGCCUCUUUCCGCAGUCAGCAGUGCGACGACACACAACACCUUUAUACCCCGAUGCAUCGCCAGCGACGACACUCUACGAAUCUCGCAAGAUGCUGACCUCCUCUAGCCCUUCUUCGGCGCGAUGGGCUGCACAUCAGCCAUCGUCUUCGCCUGCUUUGGUGCCGCCUACGGUACCGCCAAGGCUGGUGUCGGUGUCAGCGCCAUGGGUGUCCUCCGCCCUGACUUGAUCGUCAAGAAUAUUAUUCCCGUCGUCAUGGCUGGUAUCAUCGGUAUCUACGGUCUCGUCGUCUCUGUCCUGAUCUCCAACGGUCUGAAGCAGGAGGCCUCCCUCUUCACCAGCUUCAUCCAGCUCGGUGCCGGUCUCUCCGUCGGUCUGUCGGGUAUGGCCGCUGGAUUCGCCAUUGGUAUCGUCGGUGACGCUGGUGUACGAGGAACUGCCCAGCAGCCUAGGUUGUUCGUCGGAAUGAUUUUGAUUCUCAUUUUCGCCGAAGUCUUGGGUCUUUACGGUCUUAUUGUUGCCCUUCUCAUGAACUCCAAGGGUGCUGAGGGUAGCUGCUAAACGUCUCACCACGAACCACGAUAGCAGCCAACGACAACUCACCUGCAUCAUACGAACAUUGGCACCACUUGGCUCGAAUGAAUACCACACAUCAUAUCUUGCAUGGCGCUCGUGAAAAGCACGCGCGGCAUGCUGUACGCCUACUUUUUGUGUAUUUUCUUAGCGGUGUCAGCCACACCCGGGAAAUUGAACGACGAGAACGGGGAAGAGUAGAUAAUGGAGUCGAGGGACGGCAAAUGCGAUCCAUUUGACGGCGUGUAUUCUAAGGUCUUUUUCAAUCUGUUGCGCUUAGAAAUGAAUGCACUGCUUUCUUGAGGCUGUCCAU